AUGACGUUCCGCGAACUUGCGGCUCAACAGGACGUCGAUAUAUCGAACAGCACGACCGGGUAUUGCUCGACAUCCAGGCUGCCUAAUGAUUUCAUCAUGACGAGGCCAGCAUCCGUUAAUAGAACUGUCGUUAGACGGCCCGGCGCCUCCAAACCUCCGUAUACUUCUCGUGGCGGUAGAAGUUAUCCAUCGCGGACUCGCAAUCGACAGAGGAGGCACCGUCUAGCACUCGGUGGGAAUACUAGGAGCCAAAAGACAUUAACUCAACUUAACUUCGUCUUGCCCAAAUACUAUCCUGAGGAUGAUGGUAACUCUCAACUUAUCGAGCAAGAGGCUGGGCAAGAUGACGAUGGCGAGGACUAUACCGAAUUACAUCCAGGGAGGACGAAGAAUAGCGGAAAGAAGAGGAAGAGACAACACCAAAGUACCGAAAGACCUAAUAGGACAUUGACGCAGAUGGUUAAUGUCGACUGGUCCCUAGGCCGGGCGGAGGUUGUUGAACCUGGUCAGAAUGAUACCCUGCACGCUCGAAAACGGCGAGGUGCCAAUAUGGAGGUUAUUCAAGAAGAGCCUGAGGGCUGUGUGGGUGAGGAUUAUUCUAAUAAGCCACCAUCAGAUCCUAUCUUUCAGGAGGGCAAGGCCAACUCGGCGGUUGCUCAUGCUGGGACGGAAACCUCAAUACUGAAUAUCGCCGCAAAAACGAAAUCUUUGGCUCACGGCCAAAUGCUACCACCUCCUAAUCCUGUUACACCCCGGAAACGGACGCGCUGGGUAGUCCCUUCAUCACAAUCCCCCGAAAGCCCCGAAGUUACGCUAAAUAGCCCAAGAACCCCGAAAAACGUAAGGAAUAGUCCAAUUCGUUGGCCCUUGGCUUCGCCCACAGCCUUACAAGACCGAGCUAGCCUCACUCCAUCUCCUAAUAAAGGACGUAGGAGAUUCCUACUCCGGUUCGAUGUGAAUGAAUAUGAUUCACAAAUAGUAGUUGAGGAUAACUUUCAAGUCGACGAUGCCGCCGCGGACACGGCUCCAGCAAGCCCGACCUCCGUUCUCUCCUCUCCAAAGCCCGUUACUGAUCCGUCCGUAUCCUUUAAAGAAGAUAUCGAUGCUCGCCUCAGUCUAGCACGUAAGGAGCGGUCGACUCAAAGCUACCAAACACCAGAGCCAAAGCAACAGGAGAAUAUCGUUUAUGAAACAGACGGUGAAUUGGAUCCAGGAUCCUUCGACGACGAAGGUCCGCCACUUCCGGAGAUCAAUUACACGAGUAACACUGGAAAUUCGAUGACGGCAGACGACCAGUGCCCUGUCCAACCUGUCCCUGAGAGUAACGACGGCCAGUCAUCCCAAAAUCUUCCAGCUUCAACGUACAUGUCUGACACGAUGUCCCUGUACUAUACACGGCGGCCGAUGAGUUAUGCCUACGAGAAGUUUCCCACUUCACAAUACCUACCUCUCGAUACGAAAGAUAUACCCGAGUCUGUGCAAGAUACAGAGCCUACAGAGCCUUCCCAUUCUAACCCGUUGCCAACUGUCCACUCCGAUAACCAGACAAUACCAACAGAACCCCUUCAGCCACUACAAGACGAUAUACAAAGCGACAAUUCCCUUCAUCAAGAAGACCCUAAUCCCGAUCCCCCACAAUCCUCGCCUGUCGUUCAGGUAGAAUCAUCCCAACGAUCUGAGAUUGAGGUUGCAGGCUCUCCUGCCCCAGAUGCCGAGAGUGAGCCUCGGAGGAUUAUCACUUGCAGUCAGCUUCUCACUGAAAGCCUGAUGGAGAGCAUACCCGGUCCGCCCGCUUGGCUAUCUACUUCCCAAAAUAACGACCAUAACGACCUUUAUGACAAUGGCCAGGAUCGGCCUCGGAAUAGUUAG
This is a messenger RNA of Arthroderma uncinatum, 1869 nucleotides long. RefSeq lists its product as uncharacterized. NCBI's taxonomy places the organism in Eukaryota, Fungi, Ascomycota, Eurotiomycetes, Onygenales, Arthrodermataceae. The transcript has a single exon. The record is from RefSeq and is a predicted model, not a curated record. The coding region runs from base 1 to 1869 and encodes 622 amino acids.